Messenger RNA from Pseudomyrmex gracilis, 585 nucleotides. It is a transcript of the gene RpS17, whose product is annotated as 40S ribosomal protein S17. Gene Ontology annotation, biological process: translation. Gene Ontology annotation, cellular component: ribosome. NCBI's taxonomy places the organism in Eukaryota, Metazoa, Arthropoda, Insecta, Hymenoptera, Formicidae. The coding region runs from base 98 to 490 and encodes 130 amino acids. The transcript has 3 exons. The record is from RefSeq and is a predicted model, not a curated record. Gene Ontology annotation, molecular function: structural constituent of ribosome.
GUAUAUCUGAAAGAUGGCAACGCGAUAAUCGAUACGACGGCCAUUUUCUCUCUUUCUACAAAAUCUUCGUUCUUUAGUUGGAUGCAAAGAAGACAUCAUGAGUCGUGUUCGAACGAAGACGGUCAAAAAGGCCGCAAAACUGAUCAUAGAAAAAUAUUAUCCUCGAUUAACUCUGGAUUUCCACACAAAUAAGCGCAUAUGCGAGGAAAUAGCAAUUAUUCCUAGCAAACCAUUGCGCAACAAAAUUGCUGGAUUUGUUACUCACCUGAUGAAGAGAUUGAGACAUAGUCAGGUACGUGGCAUCUCCAUCAAGCUGCAGGAAGAAGAGCGUGAACGCCGUGACAACUAUGUCCCGGAGGUUUCUGCUUUGGAGCACGACAUUAUUGAAGUUGAUCCGGAAACCAAGGAGAUGUUAAAGAUGCUGGAGUUCAACAACAUCACUGGACUUCAACUUACACAGCCGGUGCCACAGUUCAGCAGGCGAUCUUAAUUUUUUUUUUUUUUUUUAUAAUUAUAACAAAUAAACUUCAAGUUAUAAAAAUGGUCUUGCACUUUUCAAAUAAACUUGCAAACUGACACCUCAAA